Molecule: messenger RNA, 4499 nt
Organism: Tachysurus vachellii
Lineage: Eukaryota; Metazoa; Chordata; Actinopteri; Siluriformes; Bagridae
Product: A disintegrin and metalloproteinase with thrombospondin motifs 14
Exons: 21
Biological process (GO): proteolysis; extracellular matrix organization
Cellular component (GO): extracellular matrix
Molecular function (GO): metalloendopeptidase activity
Source: RefSeq, a predicted model, not a curated record
GCGCCUCACACACACACACACACACACACACACACACACACUUUCCCCAAUGAUCGGAGUACGCCAGCAAUGUGUUGAGUGUGUGCAGUGUGUGCAGUGUGUGUGUCCGCGUUCACAGUAACACCGAUAUGGAUUAUUUUUACCUUCUGCUCUGCGCCGUCACACUCGGUCUGGUGGAGAACUCCAGAGCAAGUGUGUCGGAGAAGCUGAGUGAGUUUGGCCUCAUCGUCCCCUUCAGCUCAGACUCUCGCGGCCGGUUUGUCUCUCACGUCCUGUCCUCCGGCUCGGCGUCAUCGUUACCCUCGGCCCGGAGGCGAGUGGCUCGUGGUGCACCUGCGACGUCCUCCAGGUUUUUGUUCUUUAACGUCACUGUGUUUGGAAUGGAGCUCCAUUUGAGACUGAGGGCCAAUAGCAGACUGGUGGCCCCUGAGGCCUUUACAGAAUGGCAGGAGGACUAUCAGGAGAAGGAGAAGGAACGGAUAAUCAACGACUGUCUGUUCACUGGAGAUGUCAGUGACAUGCCAGAAGCUUCCGUGGCCAUCAGUAACUGUGACGGACUCGCUGGUCUGAUUCGCACAGAUAAAGGUGAGUUCUUCAUCGAGCCGCUGCAGAAAGGUCAACAGGAGUCAGAGGUCCAAGGUCGGGUUCAUGUGGUGUAUCCCAGAUCAGCAGUUAAACGACAAAAUCAGAAAGAUCUGCGUAAUGAAGUAGCGGAUUUCGGGAUAGCGGAGCUUCCAAAUGCUCUGGAUCUAGUGGCUCAGAAGCUUACUGAAUCGGAUCGUAAACGCAGACAUGCUAAAAAAGAUACCUACAGCAUCGAGGUUCUCCUGGCUGUAGAUGACUCUGUGGUUCGCUUUCACGGCAAAGAACAUGUACAAAACUACGUCCUCACACUCAUGAACAUAGUAGAUGAAAUAUACCAUGAUGAAUCUCUAGGUACCAGCAUCAACAUUGUUAUCGUCCGUAUGAUUAUGGUGGGUUAUCGUCAGUCCGUGAGUCUGAUUGAAAAAGGGAAUCCCUCUCGCAGUCUUGAGCAGGUGUGCCGCUGGGCCAACACACAACAGAGACAGGACCCAAACCACGCUGAGCAUCAUGACCACGCCAUCUUCCUCUCCAGGCAAGACUUUGGUCCUGCAGGUAUGCAAGGUUACGCCCCAGUGACAGGGAUGUGCCACCCGCUGAGGAGCUGCACGCUGAAUCAUGAGGACGGAUUUUCUUCAGCGUUUGUUGUGGCUCAUGAAACCGGCCAUGUCUUGGGUAUGGAACAUGACGGUCAGGGGAACCGGUGUGGAGAUGAGACCAGUAUGGGCAGCAUCAUGGCUCCUCUGGUUCAGGCGGCGUUUCACAGGUACCACUGGUCCCGCUGCAGCAAACAGGAACUCAACCGCUACUUACACUCUCUCUCUCUCUCUCUCUCUCCCCCUCCCUCUCUCCCUCUCUAUCUCUCUCUCUCUCUCUCUCUCUCUCUCUCUCUCUAGUUCAGGACGUAUGAUCCAUGUAAACAGUUGUGGUGUAGUCAUCCUGAUAAUCAGUAUUUCUGUAAGACAAAGAAAGGACCUCCAGUGGACGGGACAGAGUGCUCACCUGGCAAGUGGUGUUUUAAAGGUCACUGUAUCUGGAGAUCAGAUGAUCAGGUGUAUGGUCAUGAUGGAGGAUGGAGUUCAUGGGGAAGAUUUGGUUCAUGCUCCAGAUCGUGUGGUGGAGGAGUUCGGUCUCGCAGCCGGCAGUGUAACAACCCACCUCCAGCGUAUGGAGGACGUGAGUGUCCAGGCUCUGAGUUUGAUUAUCAGAUCUGUAACCCUGAGGACUGUCCUGGUCCCUUUGAGGACUUCAGAGCUCAGCAGUGUGUUCAGCGCAGUAACAAAUACCACAACAAUAUCAAACACACCUGGCUGCCCUAUGAACACCUGCAAGAGGACCGUAAGUGUGAGCUGAGUUGUCGCUCUAAAGAGACGGGGGAGGUGGUGUUUAUGAAUCAGGUGAUGCAUGAUGGGACACGAUGCAGUUACGCUGAUCCAUUCAGUGUGUGUGCCAGAGGAGAGUGUCUGCAUGUGGGGUGUGAUAAGGAAGUCGGCUCGUAUAAACAGGAGGAUAAGUGUGGUGUGUGUGAAGGAGACAACUCUCACUGUCGCACUGUCAAACUGACGCUCACCAAAACACCCAAAAUCAAAGGUUUGUUGAAGUUCUUUGACAUCCCUGCAGGAGCGAGACACAUAGUGAUUGAGGAGAACACCUCGUCUCCACACCUCAUGUCGGUUAAGAGUCAGGUGACCGGGAACUUCAUCCUCAACGCCAAGGGAGACGAGGUGAAAUCGAAGACAUUUAUCGAGAGCGGUCUGGAGUGGGAGUACACCAUGGAGGGAGAGAAGGAGACGCUGAAGACCUCUGGACCUCUGUAUGAAGGCAUCGUGGUGCUGGUGGUUCCUAAAGAAGAAGACAGGAAGAUCAGUUUGAGUUAUAAAUACAUCAUCCAUGAGGAUCUUGUUCCCAUCAUCACCAACAACAACGUGCUGUUAUCUGAACUGGACAGUUACGACUGGGCACUAAAGAGCUGGACACAGUGCACCAAACCCUGCGGAGGAGGUGUACAGUACGCUAAGUAUGGCUGUAGAAGGAAGAGUGAUGGGCAUUUGGUACAGAGAACACUGUGUGACGUCACCAAGAGACCCAAACCUAUCCGCAAACGCUGCAAUGUCAAUGAGUGCAGCACACCCACGUGGCUAACAGAGGACUGGAGUGUGUGCAGUAAGUCAUGUGGUACAUUGGGUAUUCAGUACCGUGUGGUUCAGUGUGUUCAGCCUCAACACAACGGCACUCACAGAGUCCUUCACACCAAAUUCUGCACCGCCGAUAAACCCCCCACACACAGAGUGUGUAACAGCACCACCCCCUGCCCUGCCCAGUGGAGGACCGGAGCCUGGUCACAGUGUUCUGUGACAUGUGGUGAGGGAAUCAAGCAGCGUCAGGUCGUGUGCAGAUUCUCAGAACACAUCUCAGCUCAGUGUGAAGAAGAAAAACCGGAGAGUGUGUCCAUCUGCAGUCUCUCACCAUGUCCAGGAGAUCCGUCAGUCUCCGUCCCUCCUGCAGACUCAUGGGAUAACGACACAUCUGACGGAGAAGUCAAUAAGAUCUCAAAUGAACCGUGUCUUCACGACAAAUCCAUAUUCUGUCAGAUGGAAGUCUCGGCUCGUUACUGUUCUAUUCCAGGAUAUAAUAAGCUGUGUUGUGAUUCCUGUAAUAAGAAACUGGGGACCACCACCACCACCACCACAGCAGCAGCACCUGGUUUCUCCACGUCCUCCUCGGUGGAGCUCGAUUCCUCUAACCUCCUCCCCUCUAGCACAGAACCAUCUCCACUAACUGUUACAGCUAAUGCUAAAGAUAACAAACCGACCUCUACUGUGCAAAGUCUGAUUACAGCUACGUCCGUCCCAAACACCGAGCGCGCUUCUGCUCAGACGUCUCUACUUUCUGGUUCAUCUCUACCUCCAGAGCUGAGCGCUAGUGUUAGCAUGAGAGCUAGCAUUGGCAUCAGUGCCACACAUCGUCCUUCUCAGGACUCGGAGCAGAAGACGGAGAAAGCAGAAUCUCGCAACAGCACUUUAGUCUCUCCGACUUUAGUCCCGACAGGAACGGAGAGCGAGCUAGACUCUCCUAACAGGAACCUAACGGUGGUCACAUGAUCAGGAAGUGACACGCUGUGCCAAUGAAACAGACUCUUAGAUUAUUUUUGUGUUUGUAUGUAAACUCUCUGUGCCAGUUAUGGAUUACCUCAGAUCUCGUGUGUAAACCACAUUUCCCAUAAUCCUCGACCACAUUAAAAGGUGCUCUAACUUUUAAACUACUUUCAAUAAUGUGGUGAAGUUCGUCAGCUGUGUGGCUCGAACGUGUCUCAGAACUACUUGACUAAUCCAGGAUGAGUAUCACACGCAGGUCAGGUGCAGAAACCUCUUUAACCACGGCUUUGAGAGAGCCACCAGUCGGACUGCUGUGUGUCAGGUUUAUAAAAGAUUUAUUUUAUUGCUAUUUCUUUUCCAAAUAAUGUAUAAUUUAAUGAUCAGAGCAGCUUGUUAGCUGAUAACCAUCAAGACUCUGUGUUCAUUUGAAUAACUGACAGAAUCUCAGUAACACACACAGACAUUUGGACCUGACUCUUCAUCCAUCAGAUUGAUUGAGAACUCGUACAGCUUCAUGGACCACAAGCUGUAAAGGCUGGACUUAGCAGCUUCUUGUUACCUGUGAAAUUCAUUUUAAUGCAUGUUUUUUUCCUGGAAUUAAAAAAAAAAUGCUUAAAAAGUUCAGAUUUUAAAAGUAAUGUUGUAUAUAGUGUAAAUGUCAGCAUUGGGAAGGUAUUUAGCAUAACAAAGCGAUCCUGGAGCAAGCAGCAGAAGAUGGCGGCUGUGUUAACGUUAACCUUUACUGUGUAUUGUACAGUUCUGUAUAUACAUGACUGAGAGCUUUAAAUGUUAAUAUUUAUUAUGUUUUACGUUCAUGUAAAU